Misgurnus anguillicaudatus (oriental weatherfish) is the source of this 2271-nucleotide messenger RNA. NCBI's taxonomy places the organism in Eukaryota, Metazoa, Chordata, Actinopteri, Cypriniformes, Cobitidae. The record is from RefSeq and is a predicted model, not a curated record.
AAGAAAACUAAGGCAUUCAGUCUUAAACAGACACUUGGUGAUCACCAAAGCUGAGCCGGUGUAGUAUCUUUGCUGUCUGAAUACAAUUCUUUAAUAAAUAUUAACUUCAUCUUGACUGCCUCCUUCAUCUAUUUAACAUCAAAACCACGACAGCAUAAAUAUGAGUGCCUCCAAACUCCAGAUGAGAAAUUUGAAAAAUGGAUGUAAGGCGUGAUUUGUCCUUAUAAUAAGGUCUUCUGCAUAGAGAGAUACACUAACAGUUGUACUGUUACUGGUGACAUCAGCACUCCUGCAAGUCCCAAACAAGACAAGAACAAUGAGUUCAUCUAAACUACAGAAAAGCAGUGAGGUGAGAAUCGGACAUGAUCUGAAUGAACUUGAGAAAGAGUUUGUAACCAAAAGAAAACAAACUGUUCAACAAUGUCUGGAGAGGAAUAACAUAAACUGCCCUCUGGAUGAUUUGCCAAAAAUUGCACUACUGGGUUCUGGAGGAGGAGAACGAGCCAUGCUGAGUUUACUGGGAUCUCUGGUUGAACUUAAAAAAACAGAUCUACUGGAUUGCAUUCUUUAUCUGAGUGGAAUCUCUGGAUCAACCUGGUGCAUGACAUCUUUAUAUCAGGACUCUGACUGGUCCACUAAUCUCGAUUCAGUAAAAGAGAAGAUCAUUCAGAGACUCAAAGGUCCUGGUGUGAGCUGGAGUGAUGCCAUUUCCAAACUGAAGAAAUAUUAUCAUGAGAAAGACAUCUUCAGUUUAACAGAUUUUUGGGCAACGAUGAUCGUCACUUCAUUUGUGAAAGAGAUAAAUGAACACAAAAUUUCAGAGCAGCAAGGACAUGAUAAAGACCCAUUUCCUAUCUAUACAGUGAUUGACAAGGAAUGCAGAAAGACCCGUGAUGAUCCUUGGUUUGAGAUCAAUCCAUAUGAAGCAGGUUAUUCCCUCACUGGAGCGUUUGUGGACGUCUCCAAAUUUGGCAGUCAGUUUAAGAACGGCCGUUUGAUUAAGAAUCAGCCGGAAAUGGACAUGCUUUACCUGCAAGCUGAUUGUGGCAGUUGUAUUGCUGAUGAAAUAAUCAACAGGCAAUAUGUUUUGGAAAAGAUUAAAGAGUUCAUUCAUCAUAUUUUUGAUAGAAAAGAAGAGAUUUUUGAGGAAAUGCCGAAUGAAGCAAACGUGUCUCUAGAAUUAGUCCACCAACUGUUCAUGGAUCUUGUGGAGAUGAAUCUCUCAGCGUUGAAAGGCGAAGAUCCUUCAGCUCAUGAAAAAGCCAUCAGAGCAAAGUUAACAAUACUUGAUGGAGGUGAAUGUAAGCUGGAGUUUCAAAUGGAAAAGACAGACAUUGAACUGUACACGAAGGACUUCACUUUGGCUGUUUGCGAGCAUUUGAAGCUCAGGUUCAGUUUCUGGCCGUGGAAUUUGAUUUCUUGCAUUAUAAUGUGUUUUCUUUUGUGGAUCUGGGGCAGAGAGUACAACUUUCUGUACAAAAAGAAAGAUCAUGCAGUGCCCACCGUUCUUCAGGACAGUGAGACAAGAGACUAUGAAGACGGCGGUUUGUGCCUCAACUCACCUUACAUGUCAGUACUGAGACAGGAGAGAGACAUUGACAUCAUCAUUUCCCUGGAUUUCAGUGAAGGAGAUCCUUUUGAGACAGUGAUAAGAGCUGCUCAAAGAUGCAUGGAACAAAACAUCUGUUUCCCUAAAGUUCAUAUACCGUCUGUGAAGUACCCAAAGGACUUUUAUGUGUUUGAAGGCAAUGAAAAAGCACCGACCGUGAUCCACAUCCCUCUCUUCAACACGGUCAACUGUGGAGAUAAAAUUGAGGAGGACAAACAUAAAUUUCGCACAUUUCAAGGUCCUUACAGUGCUAAUAAGAUUGAUGAUCUUCUGAAACUCGCUGGGAAAAACAUCACAAACAACAAAGAGAAACUGCUGGAUGUGAUUAAAAAGCACAUUGGGCAAAAAUCAGCUGAGCGUUAACAUGACUACAUUUAAUACUGUGACUGUACACCCGAAUACAUGAAUAGUGACAGUCUGAAUAUAUAAUCAUAAUUUUAUAAUCAUUUCUGCCUUUAUCGCCACACAACAUAACAUGAAUCAAUGUAUUUACUUUUCAGCAUUAUGUGAUUUUAUUUUCCACUAUAAGAUGUGAACAUUGAGAGAUGUCAAAGGUGUUUUAGGUUUGUUAAUGGGUUUGCUCUAGUUUAGAAAAAUGUUUGGGAAUUAAAAAAUGUGUUGGUUUGCUUCUAUUGAAAUCAAAUAAAAAUGUUUAACUAAAA